UUAAUUUUUAUUAUUUUUCCUUUAUAUUGCUUUGCUUAAUACGUAAAUUGAUUUAAGACUGUUGCUGCCAUCUAUAGUGGUAAAUUUUUUAUAUCUAGACGCUUAUAAUAAAUAUGAUCAAAGGUUAAGAAUAAUAUAAAAAAACUGUUUCCAUCAAGACAAAAUAACAAUUGGUAUUUUGAUACAGUAAAGAUGUUAAUAGAUUUCCUUUCAUUUGUAAAUUCUUGUACUUGAAAAUUUUGUUGUAUAAACAAACCAGAUGGGAGACAAAAGUAAAAUGUUCUUUUAAGCCUGAAAUUAGAUGAUAUCAAUCGAUUACGUGAUAAGAUUAAGUAUCAUAAAAUGUUAGAUUUUAUAGCAUGUUCAAUAAUCUCUCAUUCAAAUUCACUGCGUCCAGAGAUAAAAUAUUAAACUGAUUGUUCAGUGAAGGAAAGCUCAAUGAACGACAAGGAAAAGAUUUUAAUGAAAUACCAUUUUAACUAACCAUUUGGGAAGAGGAAGAACUUUAUUGAUUUUUUUAUCUUUAUCAAAUAGAUCUAUUACAAUUGUAUAUAUCUCAUUAGUAUUGUACAUCUAAUUCAAUAUGAAAAUCUACUAUUCUGAACAUAUUAUCUCCCUAUUGCAGUGUCAAACUUUGACGAGAGCGAUUAUACACCCUUUGGCUCAACGAUGAGUAACGUGUCGAAUGAAUUUAUGGACGAACAUUUUUAUUCAAACUGUAGUAAGUUUCUUAUUAGUUUAAUUUCAUAAAUAGUUAGACAAGGAAGGAAAUAUUUAUACUUCCUCUUUUUAUUAUUUCCUACAUUGUGUCAUUUUAUUUAGCACACUCUUCCGAUACUAUGACCAAUUCAGGUUCGGACGACUCUUAUCAAGCUGUUGAGUGGAAGAACGUUAUACCAGAGAAAUGGGAUUGCGAACUCGUCCAGAACUAUAUUGCUCAUAUAUUGUAUCGAAAUGAAUUUGAUAAUGACAGGAUAGUCAUUACACAGGACAAAUUUCGUGAAUGUAACGGACAAAAGUUAAUGCGAAUGCAACAUCACGAUUUCAUACAACUUGAUCCAGACAGUGGUACAGUAAUAUACAGAGAAUUCCAGGAACUAAAUCGAAGUAUUCCGAAUUACCCACCUGACCCAGAUUCGAGUGACUAUCCGACUUCACAUUAUAUCCCUACAGCUCCUCAUACGAUCACGAAAACUGCAAGGAGCAAACGGGAGCCUGCAGCAAAAAAACCAAGAACUCCAAGCACAAGAGGUAGAAAACCAGGUCAACUGUCCAAAGGCAAUCAUCUUUGGGAGUUUUUGAGGGAUUUACUUAAUGAUGAUAGAUCUAACCCUCAUCUAUUAAAAUGGGUUAAUCGCGAAGAAGGUAUCUUUCGAAUAGUUAAAUCUGAGCAAGUUGCCAAAUUCUGGGGGGAUAAGAAGAAAAGACCAAAAAUGUCGUAUGAGAAGAUGAGUCGAGCUAUUAGGUUUUGUAGAGAUGUUGGUUAUUUUGGCGAAGUUCCAAAAAAUGUAGGACACCCCAAAAAAUUAAUAUUUAAAUUUGGCAAUAAGGCCCACGGCUGGGAUAAGAAAGAUCCUAAUGCUAACCUUGAUUUUCUGAAGAAUAUUUCAUACUAAUUUCACAAAACGCGAAUUGAAACUUAGCCAACUAUGUAAAUUAUCCUUCAUAUACUUUUUAAAAUAUUGAACUUGUUUAUGUUCCAUAAUUUUCCUAAAUUCUCACAAAUCAAUCUUGAAUUGUUAUAUUGAACUACAAUUUUGUUAAACUCAUUUAUUUCAACGCAAUUCUUAUCGCUAUAAAAUACAUUUACAUUCAUGUUUUUGUCGAGCUGAAGCCAAAUUUCUUCUGAAGGUUUUUUACGACGUUGUACAUCCUGAGUUAGAGCAAUUGACUUUCAGGCGUUUCCAAAGCUGUAAUUUUGGAGGAAUAUAGGAACAUUAUAAAAUGAAAUACUAAAUCCAAUAUCAUAACAGUGGAAUAACUACGUACAGCAUUACAAUGUCCGUUACUAUACCUUUGAAGAAAUCUGGAAUACGAAUUACAAUUGAAAAUACAUAUAUAUGUACAUACAUAUGAAGUAACCGUUUAUUAUUCGUUUUUCUUUUUUGUGUUAUAAAAUAAUAAUAUAAAAUAAAUCAAUUUUAACGAUUAUUUAAUUACGAUCCUCUUUGACUUUCUACUGUCGCUUCGUUCUUAAUACUAAGUAUAAGUAACACUAAUUGUCGAAUUGUAAAAACAUUCUAAACAAAGAGAAACCAUAAUUUCUAUCUAAUAUGGUAAAUUAUUAUGAAUGUUCAAAUUUUCAAAUCAAAAUAUUAGUGGGCUAUAAAGACGUUAACCGAUCUUUAAACGCCAAGCAAGUUACAGCUUUUUGAUGUCCAUCGUACUCUCUUCUGACUUUGCCUGUUUCUAAAUCCCAUACCCUUGCAAGAUUAUCGGAGGACGAAGUCAUCAAGUGUCUCGAAUCGCUGCUAAAGGCACAAUCCCAAACCCAUCUCUGGUUGGGAACAGCACAAAGGGUAGUAUACAGAGAAGAAUCUGAUGUUUUCCAAAUUUUUGCAGAGCCAUCGGCAGAGGUGGUGGCUAAAUAUUUUCCAUCUGGACUAUAUUUGCAUUUUAAAGCAUACUUCCUAUGAGCCUGUAUUUUUUUUUCUACAGCUAUUGUCUGAGUUUCUUCGUUAAUUGAAUUUUUUAAAGGCCUGGAACGUGUUCAAAAUUUUUGCAUGAACCAAAUUUUUAACUCAAUGAAAGCAUUAUUUUAAAAUGAGAUUAAAUGAAAUAUUUUAAAGAAAUAACAAAUAUUUUCUGAAACACGUUCCAGAUAUAUAGAUCACCCCUAUUGGUAACAGCAGAUAAGUUUGAACCCGUUACGUCAAUGGAAAGAUCUUGAAUAGAACACUCCUCUACAUUUCCAAUUUCUUCAUGGUAGUUUGCAGUUAAAUCCCAACAAUAUACUUUACCUUGUUGGCUGCCGAUGUACAGAACAGCUUGGUUCGGAUGCAAAACAGCUGCGUUUAUAUAGUUAUCGAUUCUGAAACAUUUUGCACAUUGCAGGCCUCGAGACCUUGAUCUAAAAUCCCAUACGCGAAUAAAACCAUCUUCUCCCGCAGAAUACAUCCACCGACUGUCUUGUUCAAAACCGACUGAUAAAACAUUUUUUUGAACACCAUUGCAACAUAUUAGGGGAUUUGAAUUCCCUGAUUUUGCAUCAUAAACGCGUAUGUUCUGGUAGCAACCAGCGGCCAACAGUUUACCAUCGUUUGUUAACUCCAAACAAUUAAUCUGUGUAUCACUUUGGCACUGUAUUGUUCGUUCACAAUAGCCUCGCUGGGCUUGCCAAAACUUGAUAGUAUGAUCAUAUCCUGAAGUAACAAAGAUUACUGUCUCAUCCCCUGAAUCAAGAGUUUCGUUCAUAUUUUAUAAAUGUCAAAGUGCAGUUGAUUAAGAAAAAUUAUAUUGCAAAAGACCAUAGAUGUUUUUCAUUCCUAAAGUAUAACAGUCGUCUAAUUUACUCUCAAAGAAGUUUCAUACUUAAAAUUAUCCGAACAAAAUUUGAA
This is a messenger RNA of Dimorphilus gyrociliatus, 3557 nucleotides long. NCBI's taxonomy places the organism in Eukaryota, Metazoa, Annelida, Polychaeta, Dinophilidae. The record is from the annotation of a GenBank genome assembly.